GACGGACAAAGGAAAAUAUGUGACCAAAGUGGAAAUGAUGCUAUGGUUGUAGAAGAAGAUGUUAACACAUACCAUCUGGAAACCUUAAGUAACAUUAGAGGUUAUUGCGAAUCACAGGGACCAGAACAAGAGUCGCUUAUUAAAGGUCUAGAUACUUGA
Molecule: messenger RNA, 159 nt
Organism: Cokeromyces recurvatus
Lineage: Eukaryota; Fungi; Mucoromycota; Mucoromycetes; Mucorales; Mucoraceae
Exons: 1
Source: RefSeq, a predicted model, not a curated record